AUGUAUCUAAAGCUAGACAAAGAAGGAAGAUUUGGGUAUUUAUAUAUAGAAAAUACUAUAUUCUCUUAUAACAUAGCUAAUUAAUAUGGAGGAGCUUUACUUAUAGAUAGUACUGAUUUGGAACUUUUUAAAAGUGAAUUUAAAUUCAAUAAAGCUUAAAUUGGAGGAGCAAUAAGAUAUUUAAAUUGUAAGCCUUAGUUUGUUUUUGAUUUAUAAAAUCAAGAAAAUUUAAAAGAGAUUUUAUUUGAAGAUAAUUAAGCUUCUAUCUAUGGGUAAGAUUUUACUUCAGUUCCUUUCUAUUUAGAAUAUAUGAUUCUUGAAAGUGAUGAUAAUAAUGAUGAUGAUUUUAUAGUGGAUAAAAUAGAUUCUGAAUAGCAUGUAUUUUAAUUCGGCAGUGGUCACAGUCUAUAAAUUCAAAUUAUAAUUCUGGAUGAACACAAAGAAGAAAUAUUGUUUUAAAAUAUUAUAGGAAAUUCAGUUGAUAUAGAAAGAGAAUUCGAAAAUUAUUUAGUUUAACUGAUAGUAAAGAAAAAUAGUAUUUAUUUAGAAAACAAUCUGAUUUUUAUAAAGGCAGAUCAAAAUAGCCUAAUUUUUAAAAAUGUUAUUGUUACUGGAAUUCCAUUAACACAUUAAGUAUUUUAUAUCUAAGCCCCAUUUUUGCAUACAUUAGAGUAGUCAAAUCAAAUAAUAAAUGUUUUAAAAGAGUAUCCAAUUAAUAUUCAUUUUAGAAAUUGUAAGCAAGGAGAAUUUUAUUUAUAAUCAGAUUUAAGAAUUAAAUGUAUCGUUUGCUAAAAUAAUACAUAUAGUCUUGUAGAGAUACCACCAGAUAAAAUUAUCAAUGAUACUAUUUAGUGUAAACCUUGUCCUGAUUCUGCUGACUAAUGUUACGGAAAUAUUAUUGAGGUCAAGCAAGGUUAUUGGAGAAUAAGUAAUAAUUCUGAUGAUAUAAUAUAUUGCGAAGAUAAUCCAAGCAACUGUGUAGGUUAUUCUGAUUAUAAAAAUGGUACUUAUUGUAAAGAAGGGUAUAUUGGACCUCUUUGUGAAUAAUGCGAUACUUCUGGAAAAUUUUGGUAAAAGAGAUAUACCUUUAUAUCAGAAUAUGAAUGCUAAGAGUGUGAUGUUUUUAAUGCUUAUGUUAGACAAAUUUUAAUACUUCUAGGGAUAACAAUUUACAUUUUUAUAAGUUUGAAUUUGGCUCAUAGAAUAUAUAAAAAAUUAGCAAUAGUUUAUUACUUAAGAAUGAUGAAUAUUAUUAGCUUUGGAAAUAGCGUUCUUACUUAUGUCAUUAAUGAUAUAGAAUUAGACCUUCCUUAUUAGAUUGAUAUGACCUCUGAGUUGCUAGGAAAUCCAGUAGGAACUUUUACAUUUACAAUAGAUUGUAUUUUCCCUGCUGAUAUGAAAAUUCCUUAAGUAUACGUGUGGGCUCUUGUUAGCACAAUAAUUCCAAUAAUUUUCUAUCUUUUUAUACUGAUUAUAUAAGUUUUGAUUUGCAUAGUUAAGAAUAAAUAGCUUAAGCUAAACUAUUUAAGAAUGAAUAUAAUUUUUAUUAUCUUUUUCUUUUAACCAAGUGUUUGUGAUAAUAAUAAACUCAUAUCACAAUUAUGA
Messenger RNA from Tetrahymena thermophila SB210, 1605 nucleotides. Its product is annotated as transmembrane protein, putative. The transcript has 8 exons. Lineage: Eukaryota; Ciliophora; Oligohymenophorea; Hymenostomatida; Tetrahymenidae. The record is from RefSeq and is a predicted model, not a curated record.